Messenger RNA from Rubroshorea leprosula, 1226 nucleotides. NCBI's taxonomy places the organism in Eukaryota, Viridiplantae, Streptophyta, Magnoliopsida, Malvales, Dipterocarpaceae. The record is from the annotation of a GenBank genome assembly.
GUCGUCUUCUUCCUGUCUUGAACAAAAAGAAAGCAGAAAACCCUCUUAACUACUCCAAUUCGAAGAGGGACAACAACGGAGGAAGUUCCCGUUUUUGCAAUUCAUCGGUGAAGCGAUACAAUCGAACGGAGACGUAGAAGACAAUGUUCAGAAACCAGUACGACACUGACGUGACGACAUGGAGCCCCGCCGGCCGAUUAUUCCAAGUGGAGUAUGCAAUGGAGGCGGUGAAGCAGGGGUCUGCGGCGAUCGGGCUCCGAUCCAAGACCCAUGUGGUUCUGGGUUGCGUUAACAAGGCUAAUUCCGAGCUGUCUUCUCACCAGAAGAAGAUCUUCAAGGUCGAUGACCACAUUGGGGUUGCCAUCGCUGGCCUUACCGCCGACGGUCGUGUGCUUUCUCGGUACAUGCGAAAUGAAUGCAUCAAUUACAGUUUCACUUACGAGUCGCCACUUCCUGUAGGGAGGCUCGUCGUGCAGCUUGCAGACAAGGCUCAGGUGUGCACUCAACGCUCAUGGAAACGGCCAUAUGGUGUUGGUCUAUUGGUAGCUGGUUUGGAUGAAUCUGGAGCUCACCUCUACUACAACUGCCCAAGUGGAAACUACUUUGAGUAUCAGGCUUUUGCUAUUGGGUCUCGCUCCCAAGCUGCAAAGACAUAUUUGGAACGUAGGUUUGAAAACUUUAUGGACUCUUCAAGGGAAGAUCUAAUUAAGGAUGCUCUCAUGGCAAUAAGGGAGACCCUGCAAGGAGAAACUCUCAAAAGUUCAAUAUGCACAGUGGCUGUGGUAGGGGUUGGAGAACCAUUCCAUAUUUUGGAUCAAGGAACUGUACAACAAAUGAUUGAUGCAUUUGAUAUUGCGGGAGAGCGAGAGGCUCCUGCUCCUGAACCAGAUGAGGCAGAAGAGCAGGGGGCUGCAGAAGAGCAGGGGGUUGUGGCAGAGCCUGGUGAUGGUGCAGAUCAGGGUGGUGCCACUGAUGAAGGUGUGGCUCCAAUGGAUAUUUAAGUAUGCAAGAACUGCUGGUGCCUCUUUCUUUGGAUUUAGAUGAGAUUUUCUAAAAUGUAUUUUGCAGAAUUCUGUUGGGCAUCAUAAAGCUCUAUUCUGUUGGAUUUUCACCUGCUUCUGCAAAUUAUCUGUAUUUUCACUGCUAACAUUUAGUGCCAGACUCUGCUGGAACUUAAAUUUUCAUUUACAAUUACUCUCAUGGCAGAAUCAAUUUGACUUUGGUGA